AUGUCCAAUCAAAGCUACGAAAAUCCGAACGAUCCGAGCGAUCCCAACAACGAAAAGAAUCGAAAUAGCGGCGGAGUUCCAUAUGUUCCGCAGUCAUUUGUGGGAAGUAUGAGAGAUUCUGACGAAAUUCCCGAAAUUGAAAUCGUUGCGCCAUCACCGAGAAGAGCGACAAAAAGACGCGCUGAAGAACCAGACGAAGAAAACGCGCAUCCGUCGCCACCCACAACGGCAAAUGCCAAUGAGACACUAGCAGAACAAAUACGCUGCUACAUUCCGAUUCCAACAAGCGGAGUUUUGCCUUAUGCCCACGCUGUUAUUGUAGAUAUCCCAAUUCCGGGCACGGCAAUCGAUCCCGACGCUGUCACUUUAUUUACGCUUAAUCCAGUUUCUGAAGACAUAAUAUUGGAUAUUGAUUUCGCUCUUUGGAUGAAGCCACCAAUAACAGAUUUGAGGCUCACUGCACCAAGUCACUGGCGUCGUAUUGGACCCAUUCCAAUUCCAUCGAGAGAGCAAAUGACGUUGAUGGGGCUUCUUCCCUCGCAGGAUACACAAUCGGUCGUUGAUUUACAAAAUCGGGCACCGCGACCAGAAAUGUGUAUUUCACCUCCGCGUGCCCUGCCAAGCCCCUUUCCUAGCAUCAGUAAAGCGUCUGUUACUACCACUAUGGCAACCAACUACGGGCCCAAUAAACUUUUGAUGGGCUAUAUUAUGGGACGACAUGAUGAAAUUGUCAAUGAAUGCAACUACAAUGAGUAA
Caenorhabditis bovis is the source of this 756-nucleotide messenger RNA. NCBI's taxonomy places the organism in Eukaryota, Metazoa, Nematoda, Chromadorea, Rhabditida, Rhabditidae. The record is from the annotation of a GenBank genome assembly.